GAAUGCGGAACGAAACACCGUGUGCGCUUCGUUUCCUCACGGAUGCGUUUUAGAACCGUGUCAGCAGCAUCACGUGUGUUAUGACAGGAGGGUCUUGUUUGACAGAGUGAAUAUUUUAAAAAUAACAACGGUAUAGUUUUUUAAGAGGACGCAGUGAUAAACCUUACCGGAGUAUGUCCGCGGGCACGAACGUGUCCCCGGCGGGAGUUGUUCUGGGUUUCCUGGAGGAGGCCGAGUCGUGGCGGCUUCGCUCCCCACAGUUCCCCAGUAAAGUCGGUGGGAAGCCGGCGUGGCUCAGCCUGACAAGCCCGCCCUCACUGGCCGAGCUGGAGUGUGGCAAAUGCCGCCUACCCAUGGUCUUUUUACUGCAGGUGUAUGCACCCAUUUCUGGACAGGACAGGAGUUUUCACAGGUCUCUGUUUUUGUUCUGCUGCAAAACCCCAGAGUGCUACACUGCCAACAACAACCACUGUAUGAAAGUUUUUAGAAGUCAGCUGCCCAGGAGGAAUGACUUCUACCCUUACGACCCACCACCAGAGGAGGAACCUCCCAUCGAUGCUGAACCUGAGGAUAGUGUGUUACCUGUGUCUGGGGUUAAACUGUGUUGGGUGUGUGGUUGCCCUGGCAACAAAGCCUGCUCCCGUUGUCACACUGUGUCCUACUGUGGCAAACAUCACCAGACGCUCCACUGGAAACACGCACACAAGAGGGAGUGUUGCAGUCACGAAGCAUCCCCCAACACAAAGUCUCCCAUCCUCUUCCCUGAGUCUGAGCUGGUCAUAGAGCCUGAGGAAGAGGAGGAGGAAGGGAAAGAGGAAGACACAAAUGAGGCAGAAGGAGAAGAGGACGGAGGAAGUGCUCAGGGGGAUGUAGAUUGUCCUCCUUUAGCAGACGCUCUGGCAGAGAAAGACCUUGAGGAGAUGGCAAUGUGUGAGACAGAGGACAUGAACAUUUUUCAGAAAUUCAAAAAGAAGAUCGCAUCAGAACCACACCAGGUGGUGCGCUACAGUCUUGGUGGUUACCCACUGUGGGUCUCUUCUCAGCACACCCCUUCAGAGCAGGAUAUCCCACCAUGCACCUGUGGCGCCAAGAGGACUUUUGAAUUUCAGGUGAUGCCCCAACUGUUAAACACUCUCUGUGUGGACUCAACCGGAGCCAGCAUCGACUGGGGUACAUUGGCCAUCUACACCUGCUCUGCCAGCUGUAACCAUGACGAUCAGUACUGCCCAGAGUUCAUCUGGAAGCAGGACUUUAGCCAGGAUCAACAAACACAGAUAAAAACACCAGUAGCAUCUGCUGCCACUGCUGACGGCUAAUACAGAUCAGUGAGGUAUAAUCGCACCUGUAGUGAUGUCAUGGCUUCGUUCUCGAGCUGCAUGUGUGUUGCAGCUUGUUUUUUGUAAACAUGUAAAGGCCUUUCCAUACCUAACACAACGGUGUCUACAGAGAACUGUGAACAUGUCCUGGUACACACCCAUGAUUACGUUCACACUAAAAUGAGGGUCUGGUGUUCCAGUUGUACCUGAUCCCUCUUUCUUUCCUAUUUGAUUACGUUGUCCUACCUGGAGCAGGCACAGUUAAUGCAUUAGGUGCCACGUUGGUGGAUUACCACAUUGACCUACCUCACGUGGCCUUUCGUUGACCUCAUUUUUGGACGUGGAACCUAUGAAUUGAGUGUGAAAUCUGUGACUGUUCAAUCUGAGAAUGAAUCAGAGAUGUUGAAGAUGACCGAUGCCCCAGUAAAGUUAUUAUUCUGUGUCUGCACAAAGCCUUAUCUGUCAUUAGAUUACUUGUUCAGAUAUUCCCCAGAGAUUUCUGGAUCUGCUCUAGUUCCUUUUGUUAGAAUAUUUAAUGUCUGACUUAUGGUGUGAGUCAGUUAUGAUCAGGUUAAGCAUAAACUUCUGUUACUGUAGGUUCCUUCCACUGGAGCUGGUAUUGAGCCAACCAAAGCAUGAGCUUGAACCUUGUCAUCAGAGACAUUUUAAUACAGAUAUCUAAAUUUCCA
Molecule: messenger RNA, 2005 nt
Organism: Solea senegalensis (Senegalese sole)
Lineage: Eukaryota; Metazoa; Chordata; Actinopteri; Pleuronectiformes; Soleidae
Gene: pdcd2
Product: programmed cell death 2
Exons: 8
Coding region: 174-1316 (380 amino acids)
Cellular component (GO): nucleus; cytoplasm
Source: RefSeq, a predicted model, not a curated record